Molecule: messenger RNA, 576 nt
Organism: Exophiala spinifera
Lineage: Eukaryota; Fungi; Ascomycota; Eurotiomycetes; Chaetothyriales; Herpotrichiellaceae
Exons: 3
Coding region: 1-576 (191 amino acids)
Biological process (GO): protein folding; protein peptidyl-prolyl isomerization
Cellular component (GO): intracellular membrane-bounded organelle
Molecular function (GO): peptidyl-prolyl cis-trans isomerase activity
Source: RefSeq, a predicted model, not a curated record
AUGGCCGCAACUCCAAUUCCUGUCCCUAAGCCAGGCGAGGGCGAGCCAAUUGUCUUUUUCGACAUUACAUUAGGUGGCGAACCACUAGGCCGGAUCAGAAUGCACCUUUUCGCCAACACGGUUCCCAAGACCGCCGAGAAUUUCCGCCAAUUCUGCACGGGCGAACAUAAAGUCGGUAGCCGGCCUCAAGGGUACAAAGGGAGUAAAUUUCAUCGAGUGAUCAAAUCCUUCAUGAUCCAAGGUGGCGACUUUCUGCACUCAGACGGCACGGGGUCGACGUCAAUCUACAACAAUGCUUCGUUCGCCGACGAGAACUUUACGCACAAGCACACGCGCCCGGGCUUGCUGAGCAUGGCCAAUUCCGGACCCAACACGAACGGCUGCCAGUUCUUCAUCACGUGCGCGCCCACGCCGUUCCUCGACGGCAAGCACGUCGUGUUCGGACAGGUCGCCGACGACGAGAGUAUGAAGGUCGUGAGGAUGAUUGAGAACACGAGGACCGCCGGACCAGGUGGGAGGGGACAGGGAGAGAGACCAGUUUUGGACGUCCGGGUCAGCGAGUGCGGUGAGAUGUGA